Messenger RNA from Dendroctonus ponderosae (mountain pine beetle), 2137 nucleotides. RefSeq names its product NADH-cytochrome b5 reductase-like. NCBI's taxonomy places the organism in Eukaryota, Metazoa, Arthropoda, Insecta, Coleoptera, Curculionidae. Bases 112 to 897 code for a protein of 261 amino acids. The record is from RefSeq and is a predicted model, not a curated record. Gene Ontology annotation, molecular function: oxidoreductase activity. The transcript has 2 exons.
CUAUGAUCUGUCGAAAAUCACCAAAAUUAGGUUAGCUCACACAUCACAUAAGUUUUCAAAUUCACCCUUUUAUUUAUUUAAUUUAAUCCGUUAUGCAAAGUUUACGGAAAAAUGGAGCCCCCAAUCAAGCCCGAUGAAUCAGACUGUUGUAAUUCCGGGUGCAGCCCUUGCAUUUUGGACGUCUAUGAAGACCAGCUAAGAAAAUUUAGGGCUGCAAAGUGCAGCUCACAAACCCUCGCUAACUGUCUUUCAUUGACCUCCUACAGUGUAUUUAGGCUUGCUGCUACGAAGGGCCACACUAAAGAUUCGCGGUUUUUCACGUUUCAGUAUAAAGCCUACACUCCUAUUUAUGUGGAAAAUCAAGUUUCAAAUUGCUUCACUGUGCUGGUAAAACUCUAUGAAAAUGGUCGCGCCUCCAACCUGUUCAAGACACUGCGGGUUGGAACUGAAACACUUUGGAGAGGACCUUAUGGGGAUUUUCGGAUAAACUACGAACAGAAACAUAUGCUUUUCAUAGCCCAAGGUACUGGUUUAGCUCCAUUUUACAAUAUACUGAUCAAAAUGUUAAAUAACGAAGACUGCUACUGUUUUCUCACAUUGAUUUUUUGCUGCCAAGAAAAGAACAUUUUGCUCAGGGACGAAUUGUACAAGCUGAAAGAUUAUUGGAAUUUCCAAUGCGAACUGUUCAUAUCGGGGCCAAACAAGCACAGCUUUGACAAAAAAUACAACGAAAUUGUACAUUUUAAUAGAAUUACCGUUGAGGAUAUUCAAAGAUUCAUGGAAUCAGUGAAGGGUAGUUUUAAAGUACUGAUAUGUGGUUCUCAGAGCUUCUGUGAUAAUAUCAAAAAUAUUCUAUUGGAGUGCAAUGUAGCAAAAGAAAAUAUUACAGUGUUUUAAAUUUUCUAUGUUAAGUUUGCAUGUCAGCUUUCCCAGUUCCUUCGCCUAAAUGUACAGGAUUUCAAAUUAAGGAAAUAUACAAAAGAGGACGGUUCAAGCCAUAGUCGGUUGAUGAUCGUGAGCCUUAAAAAUCAACCAAAUUUUUGCGAUCUGAAGGGCCUAAGUCUAGCAAAACUUUUAACGUGCGUGUUUUUCCAUUUCAGUGCGUGGUUUUUCUCCUAAGAAGCUACUCUAUAUGCACAUAUUUAUAGUAUUUUGCUCUUUGAUAAGGAAGAUAUCAUCGGUUGAAAAUCGCUUAAAAUCGUCCAAAAAUACCAAUAAAAUUUUUUCGAUGAACAAUUUCAAUAAAUAAUAAAUAUUAAAAGUUUUUUCAGUAAGCUUUUUUCCUCGUUUUCUCAAAAUGAAUGAAAAUGAUGUAGAAAUCGAGCUAUUUUGAGAGAUUUGAUAUUGUUUGAAAAUAUCGACUUCUACCCCUAGAAAAUUUUCGAUCUGGUAAAAAUUUCCCAUGCGUGUUUUUUUGCGCUCAAUCCAUAGGUUUCGACCUAAGACUUACGCACAUUUAGUGUUUUAAUCUACAAUAAGAACAAUAUUGGCGGUUAAAUAUCGAUUAUUUUUGAUCUGAAGCCGAUAACAAUUUUAUCAAUCAACUCGUUGCAUUCCUCGCUCCUUUCCGAUAAAAAUCGUAUACAAUUUUAGCGACUUGAGCUCACACAUGUGAAAUUGUAAAUAUUCAGGCCCAUGUUUGUAUAAUAACUGUAUAUUACUAAACUUUGUACUUGCGUUAGGUUGAAAGUCGAUAAUCAUGAGAACAGUUUCUGCUAAUUUAGCCUGUUGUUACUACAACCAUCCCAGUUUUCUAAUUAAUUUAAUCUAAAUUUACCCUUGAUAAGUCAAUAUCACAGAUAGUAUUAAAUGGUGACUUUAUCUGCAAAAUACAGCCAUUUGCCUGUAAGGAAGCAAAUAUUCCUGUGACCGCAAUAAAUAAAGAUUCAAUUAUAAAUAAGGUAUUUAAUGUGCCUGAAGUCUUAUAUAUUCACUAUCUCAUAAAAAUGAAAUUUUCAACCAUCUCACUCAUCCUCUACCUAAAGCUAAGCUUUAAAACCGCCUUAAACAACGCCUUGAGAAAAUAAUAGUUAAAAUAUAGUCAAAUAUUCCAAGAAUCGCCUAUUAUUCCUUAAAAAACAUGUAUUGUAGUGGUAACGAAUAAAUACUGAUUUUUUAAGUCUUUUUCAAAAAUAAA